This is a messenger RNA of Pongo pygmaeus (Bornean orangutan), 3892 nucleotides long. RefSeq names its product armadillo repeat containing X-linked 3 (gene ARMCX3). Gene Ontology annotation, molecular function: protein binding. Gene Ontology annotation, cellular component: mitochondrion. The record is from RefSeq and is a predicted model, not a curated record. The coding region runs from base 1028 to 2167 and encodes 379 amino acids. Lineage: Eukaryota; Metazoa; Chordata; Mammalia; Primates; Hominidae. The transcript is spliced from 5 exons.
CCUUUCAGAUCUGGGACUAGAUUUCAGAGGAAAUGGUAGACUUUAAUAGCUCCGGGGAAGGGAGGUGGAGGGAGAGGCUGCUGUCCCAGGAGCCUAGGGAAGGAAGAGGCAAUUUUUCAUAAAAGUACAAGUGGCCCGUAGCCCCAGGGGAAGAUGCCGUCCCUUUCUGGUAAUCGGUGGAAGGGAAACACAACUACAAGGUGAUGAGAUUAUCGAAGAAGAAAGAGUAAUAAGGCCUGGUGUGGGGGAGGGAAAGGAGGGGGGCGGGCUCUCUUCUGCCGCACUGCUGGUGGGAGGGGAAAUUGGGGACCCGAGUUGGUGGAUGACGUAGCUCUCACGUGACCAAGAGCUGACGUGUGCAGAAGUCCUUCUUGUCCUGGUCGUUGUUCCCGUCUGAGUACCAGCUCCCCAUUGCCCUGAGGGCGGGCGGGCCUAAGGGCGGAGGGAAAAAGGAAGAGGAGAAGGAAAUUGUCCCGGAUCCCUGCAGGUCAGUACCUGGGAGAUUCCAUAAAGUCGGGGUGCUUGAGGGCGUAGGGCCGAGACCGUCGCGGGUACUGAGGCGCCUCAGUCGUCUCUCCCACUCGCCGCCCGCUUUCCAAGACAUACGUCCCGCCUGCAGCCCAUUUCGAUGCUGCGAAACGUGGGUCCAAGCCUCUCCCGGGUGGCCAGUCUUUCUGUAGGUUGCGGCACAACGCCAGGCAAAAGAAGAGGAAGGAAUUUAAUCCUAAUCGGUGAAGGUCGAUUUGAGGGUCUGCUGUAGCAGGUGGCUCCGCUAGAAGCGAGGGAGGAAGUUUCCUCCGAUCAGUAGAGACUGGAAAGAUUGUUGGGCGUGGCACACCACCAGGGAAGAGAAGAAGGGGCGAACUGCUUGUCUUGAGGAGGUCAACCUCCAGAAUCAGCUCUUGUGGCCUUGAAGUGGCUGAAGACGAUCACCCUCCACAGGCUUGAGCCCGGUCCCACAGCCUUCCUCCCCCAGCCUGAGUGACUACUCUAUUCCUUGGUCCCUGCUAUUGUCAGGGACGAUUGCAUGGGCUACGCCAGGAAAGUAGGCUGGGUGACCGCAGGCCUGGUGAUUGGGGCUGGCGCCUGCUAUUGCAUUUAUAGACUGACUAGGGGAAGAAAACAGAACAAGGAAAAAAUGGCUGAGGGUGGAUCUGGGGAUGUGGAUGAUGCUGGGGACUGUUCUGGGGCCAGGUAUAAUGACUGGUCUGAUGAUGAUGAUGACAGCAAUGAGAGCAAGAGUAUAGUAUGGUACCCACCUUGGGCUCGGAUUGGGACUGAAGCUGGAACCAGAGCUAGGGCUAGGGCAAGGGCCAGGGCUACCCGGGCACGUCGGGCUGUCCAGAAACGGGCUUCCCCCAAUUCAGAUGAUACCAUUUUGUCCCCUCAAGAGCUACAAAAGGUUCUUUGCUUGGUUGAGAUGUCCGAAAAGCCUUAUAUUCUUGAAGCAGCUUUAAUUGCUCUGGGUAACAAUGCUGCUUAUGCAUUUAAUAGAGAUAUUAUUCGUGAUCUGGGUGGUCUCCCAAUUGUAGCAAAGAUUCUCAAUACUCGGGAUCCCAUAGUUAAGGAAAAGGCUUUAAUUGUCCUGAAUAACUUGAGUGUGAAUGCUGAAAAUCAGCGCAGGCUUAAAGUAUACAUGAAUCAAGUGUGUGAUGACACAAUCACUUCUCGCUUGAACUCAUCUGUGCAGCUUGCUGGACUGAGAUUGCUUACAAAUAUGACUGUUACUAAUGAGUAUCAGCACAUGCUUGCUAAUUCCAUUUCUGACUUUUUUCGUUUAUUUUCAGCGGGAAAUGAAGAAACCAAACUUCAGGUUCUGAAACUCCUUUUGAAUUUGGCUGAAAAUCCAGCCAUGACUAGGGAACUACUCAGGGCCCAAGUACCAUCUUCACUGGGCUCCCUCUUUAAUAAGAAGGAGAACAAAGAAGUUAUUCUUAAACUUCUGGUCAUAUUUGAGAACAUAAAUGAUAAUUUCAAAUGGGAAGAAAAUGAACCUACUCAGAAUCAAUUCGGUGAAGGUUCACUUUUUUUCUUUUUAAAAGAAUUUCAAGUGUGUGCUGAUAAGGUUCUGGGAAUAGAAAGCCACCAUGAUUUUUUGGUGAAAGUGAAAGUUGGAAAAUUCAUGGCCAAACUGGCUGAACAUAUGUUCCCAAAGAGCCAGGAAUAACACCUUGAUUUUGUAAUUUAGAAGCAACACACAUUGUAAACUAUUCAUUUUCUCCACCUUGUUUAUAUGGUAAAGGAAUCCUUUCAGCUGCCAGUUUUGAAUAAUGAAUAUCAUAUUGUAUCAUCAAUGCUGAUAUUUAACCGAGUUGGUCUUUAGGUUUAAGAUGGAUGAAUGAAUAUCACUACUUGUUCUGAAAACAUGUUUGUUGCUUUUUAUCUCGCUGCCUAGAUUGAAAUAUUUUGCUAUUUCUUCUGCAUAAGUGACAGUGAACCAAUUCAUCAUAAGUAAGCUCCCUUCUGUCAUUUUCAUUGAUUUAAUUUGUGUAUCAUCAAUAAAAUUGUAUGUUAAUGCUGGAAAGAAAAAAAAGAAGAAAGAAAGAAACCAUCCCUGUCCUUCAGUUUAUAAUCUAGUUGGAGAGAUAAGAAACAUACAAACCAAAAGAUAACAGAAUAUCUGAAGCAUGUACUCAUUGUCAGAUGUUCCCUCUGAGAGCACAGAGGAGGCAAAAGCUUCUGUGGGAUGUGCUAGUCGGCUAAAGCUUCACGGAGGAGGUGGCAAUUGAAAAUGAGUCCUGAAUGGGGUAGGGUGGUUAGGGAAUUCCAUGAGACAAGAUGAGGGGGGCAUGGUGUGAGAAAGGCAUGGAAGUAGGAACCCUCUUCCUAUGACAGGAGAUCAUUCUGCUUAGAGUGGAGAGUGUGGAGAGUGGGAGUAGAUAAUUUUGGAAAGCUGGGUGAAGCCAGUUGUGGAGAGUUGUUUGAAUAUUAUCCCAUUGAACACCCAGAGCCACUAAAUCUUUUUUUACUAGAAAAUAAUUGGGGUCCAUAUGAAAGUCUCUAUUACUGAGUAAUGUCAAUGAGGGUGUGGCAAAAUGGAGCCUUUCACACCCUAGUGGUGGCCAUUUGGUAAUACAGAUAUAAGCCUUAAACUAUGUAAACCCUUUGUCCUAAGGAAGUAAUUGAAUAAUUGCCCAAAGAUUGUAUGUACAAGGCUGUUCAUCCCAGCACUGUCUAAGCUAGUAAAAAUUGGAAACAAUUUAAGUAUCUAGCACAUUGGAUUGGUUAUAAAGUAAGGAAUGUUCACACAGUAGGAUGUUAUAAGUAUGCUGAUGGAAAUCUAUAUUGCCAGGAAAAGCUAUUCAUUAUGCAUUGUGAAGUGAGAAAGAAAAAAAGGGUAGAUAGAAGUAUUUGAAGUAUAGUUCCAUUUUUUGAGAUAAUAAAACAUAUGUUUAAAAGGACACUAAAAACUGGAGUUAUAGAUAUCCAGAUAGAAACAGUAGUUAUCUUUGGGUAGCAGAAUAAUGAGUGAUCUUUACUUUUUUACUUUUUAUUCAUCUAUGUGUUUUUAUUUAUCUAAAAUGGGUAUUGAUUUUUAGGAAGUUUUUGAAAAAGAAAAGUGUUGGGAAUGAAACAAGUGAUUGAUUGGAACACAUACUGAAUGGAAGAAAUAUUUAGAUUAAAAAUGAGGUAGGUUGAAGUUUCUUCUCUGAAAUGAUAGAUAAAUGGUGAAGAUAAGGCUUAUUGUGAGGAUUCAAUGAGGUAAUAUAUGCAAAGUACUUACAAUGUUCUGGCACAUAGUAGUUAAUUAAGAAAAUUGAGCACCCUUAAUUACCUAGAAUGCAGGGUUGAUAGUUUUUUGGUUGACUUUUGUUUUGCUGGGACAUUCUGUGAUGUUUUAGUGUCAUUUAAUAAAUAAUAGUAACAAUAAAGGUUAACAUUUAUUAAGUGA